Messenger RNA from Pimephales promelas (fathead minnow), 2335 nucleotides. RefSeq names its product dynein regulatory complex subunit 2-like. Gene Ontology annotation, biological process: cilium-dependent cell motility; regulation of cilium movement; axonemal dynein complex assembly. Lineage: Eukaryota; Metazoa; Chordata; Actinopteri; Cypriniformes; Leuciscidae. Gene Ontology annotation, cellular component: axoneme; axonemal dynein complex. The record is from RefSeq and is a predicted model, not a curated record.
UCCUGCAUCUAAACAGGAGGCCUGGUUGAAUCAUGCGGCACACUCUGGGGGACGAUCCACAAAUCCGUGAGUACGGAUACGGAUUGAGAAAGCGUGGGCACGGUUUAUGAAUUUGUGGGUACAGACUGCAAAAACUGAGGGCACGGUUUACAAAUCUGAGAGCACGGAUUAGGAACUCGUAGGCCUACAGUUUAUAAACUGAUGCGAAACCGUCGCCGGAUUGUUAACUUCUUGGGCUCCGCAGGAAUCAGAGCUCGUCUCGAUGUAAUAGAAAAGCUCAACAAGACGUCGUCGGUGAGAGAAAGUCAGUAAACUGAAUUAUUGUUGGACUCAACUUUCAUCGUGUAACGUUACAGAAUAAUACAUUAACGUUAUAUGCUUUGAGUUAGUUAGUUGGUUAGUUAGUUGGUUAGUUAGUUAGUUAGUUAGUUAGUUAGUUAGUUAGUUAGUUAGUUAGUUAGUUAGUUAGUUAGGGGCGUGCAGAAACUUGUUGAUGCUCUACAGUUUAGUGAAGGCAAAAAAUAAGACACAAAAUAUAUAGGCUUUGUAUUAUUACUACAAGUAGCCUUAUCUACAUUCCUCUCAUGGUCGUAUUGUGCUGACAGGUCAUUCUCUCUUAAAGUUUUUAAAUCAAAACAAUAACCUUGAAUUUCUGCGGCUCUGACGCACUGCUGCUGCCGGACGUCAUCGGAAUGCAUUCUAUUCGACACGUCACAGUACUAGACGCUGCAAACCUCUACUGAAACUCGUGACUUGACAGCUGUUGAUUAGAGUGCAGUUUUAUAAUCUGUUAGUGUGCAGUUUUAUGAUCUACAGCUAUUGAUUAUUGUGCUGUUUUAUAGUCUAUUAGUGUGCAGUUUUAUAUCUGUUUGGAUCUGUUUUUAAGAACAGUUGAAUUGCACAUUGCAGCUAUGUACGGUUUCAGAUCAUACAAUUUGACCAGUAGGAUUCCUGCACAACCUGUGCGUGGUUUAGACAUGCCUUCACUGAGACCACAACCACCUUGUAGACUGAGACCACAUCCACCGUCUACACUGAGACCACAACCACCGUCUACGCUGCGACCUCAACCACCGUCUACACUGAGACAACAACCACCUUGUAGACUGAGACAACAACCACCGCCUCAACGACGCCCAGAAGGCAUUGCGACGACGAGGGAACCCACUCGCCAGAACAAAAUUAUGAUAAAUGAAAGGUCCCGGAUGUCCAGCCGAGGGCAGUAUGUCAAGCUCCCUCCUAUCCCCGGCUCUUCCCGAGAUGACAGCUCAGACCUCAGCCAGAGCUUUGAGAGAGUCCUCCGCCACCAAGACAACCUCAUUAAGAGCAUGGUGGAUGAGCUGUCUGAGAGGGACCAGCGGCGGUCAGAGCUGGCAAGCAGUUCUCGUCUGCAGGUGGACAGUCUGUUAGAGCGUCAUGUGGUUCGGCUGGAAGAACUAGCGUUCGACUUCAACAACAAACUCGAAGAACUUCGCUCAGAGUAUUAUACUGAGAGGGAGCUGAUUCUUUCACAGCAGCUGCAGGAGAUUGUGAAUUUGGAGAAGGCAAUAUUUUCCAUGGAAAAGCACAACGCUGAGAUUGAGGAUGAGGCGAGACGUGGCUAUAAGAGCAGUCGCGAACAAAUUAAAAGAAAGCACAAAGAGGAAUAUCAAAAUUUGAAAAAACAAACGGACGAGGUUUUGAAAAAAAGGCGAGAAGAGAGAAGAGUGCAUUUAUGACCAGGAGAAAAAAAAAUACGACUCUCUGCUCCUCGAUGUUGAGUAGGGAGAUAAAGAGAUUGAGGCACGGAACGGACUAUUUUUUAGCGGAAGCAUACAAUCGAUUUAAAUAAAUAAACUCUUUUUUAAAUAAUUAUUUUGAGUCAAAUUAUUGAUUUAUUUGGUAGGUAGACAUGUAUUAAGUGGGAUAAUGUACAGCGAGGCGGUUGUUAUAGCGAAUACAACCCCUUCAGAUUCAGGCUGAUUCAAGACCCCUCCGCUUCGCGUUGGCUCAUAAUCAUCUGCCUCGCUAUACAUUAUGCCUAACUUAUUCGUUCAGCGUCCUCCAACAAGGACAGGUGGUGGUGGGGUCAUAAUGUUCACAAUUGUAUUUUAUUAGUUGUUGGUUUAAUCAUGGAUUAAUGGGUAAUGGCUGUUAUGUUAUUUUAAUUUCAACGACUUUUCUUGUUACAUGUUGAUUGCUGGAUUUAUAGAAAAAUAUCAAUCAAUAUUGCAUAUCCAUAAUUAUUAUAAUGGAUAAAAUUAAAGAAUCCUUACACUAUAAAGUAAAUUCAAAGUGUAACGCAAAAAAAAACCCCGGAUGUUUACGCCUAUUUUGAAUUUGAAUACAAAUACUU